This is a messenger RNA of Fomitopsis serialis, 1379 nucleotides long. RefSeq lists its product as uncharacterized. Bases 106 to 1125 code for a protein of 339 amino acids. NCBI's taxonomy places the organism in Eukaryota, Fungi, Basidiomycota, Agaricomycetes, Polyporales, Fomitopsidaceae. The record is from RefSeq and is a predicted model, not a curated record. The transcript is spliced from 10 exons.
UGCUUUACUCAAUCACACAGCAGCGUCCGCCUCCGCUAUGUAUAACUUGGGCUCCUUCGCUGCGGUGUCCAUCUUCCAGGUGCCCACAAGACCACCCUAAUCCUGAUGCACUCGAUGCAAUGGUCUGAGCUUGCUGAACUGGAGAUAUACCACUGGUGUGGUGCCGCCUCCGCGGCGUUGCUCUUCUAUGAUUACAUUUUGACAUUUCCUCGGGAGGUUCGUUGCAUAUGGGGCCGCAGACUCUCGGGCGCGACGUUGCUGUUUCUUGUCAAUCGGUACUUCACGAUCAUAGUCGUGGCUUUCAAUGUGUGUAGUCUGGCCUUGUCAGGCAAGUCGGGUUGGUAUCGCCGCCCGGUUCAUGAAUAUGACAGCUGUCCUGCGCUCUCCAUAAUCAAUCAGACCAUGUCCAUCAUCUUCGCCCUCGUCAAUGCUGCAUUCCAUUCAUUGAGAGUGUACGCAAUCUGUCCUCACAGAAGCCGGGCGAUAAUCUUCAGUAUUGUCUUUAUGCUCGAGAUGGUACCGGCUUCUGUCGACGUGUUCUUCUUUACGAGGAUCUCCGACUUUGGGGCCAUGUACCUCCCUUUCAACGGUUGUGAGGUCUCUGGAUUCUCGGGCGUUGGAUGGUACUACCAUCUGUCUGCCGCGAUCGCUGCUGAUGCUGUAGUGGUCAUGCUGACAUACUGGAGGACGAUGAAUAUUCACCGAGCAUUGCUGAGGCAGGGUAGGAGACGCACUCUUGCGUCGAUGAUUUUGAAAGAUGGUGCGCUUCAGUUGACAAUCCUGAACAUCGCGACUGCCGUAGGAGUGAGGAUAAGGAACGGGAUCGUCGCGCAGUUCGCACAAGUUCUAGCAUCCAUCGUUUUCUCCAGAUUCAUCCUCGACUUGCGGUCCUUCUACUUAGAGGACAACCAUGACGAUGCAGGACAAUCUUCGAGCGAUGCGGCUUUUUCAAGUUCAGGCGUGUUCUCGACGGUCAUCUUUUUGCACGGGAGGUUGGUGGGCAACUUCGGAGCGCCGGUCGGGGAUUGGCUCGAAGAUAGUCACGAACAGCAUGGCAACUGCGUUGUUAUGCAGGACGUGGCUCACUUUUCGGACGAUCCGUUAUCUGCAGGGCUGCUGCAAUAGCAGCAUCCGGAGAGAGGGGGAGAGAGGCGAACAGUACCUGUCAAAGUUUGCACGUUAUUGAUGAGUGUGCAAAUCUGCAACUCUCCAACGAUGGAACACUUGGUGUCUUACGCAUUUAUUGGAUAGGGAAAAUCAACAGCAUGCACUGCAAUAUCUGAUCCAAUAUACUAUAAUGGUCAUUUCACGUUCACAAGAGUUCUCGUGAUGACUGUAUCAAUGAUUAGCUAUUUUGACGGGCCAUGUAGAGUAAGUAU